Penicillium diatomitis is the source of this 1665-nucleotide messenger RNA. Its product is annotated as putative MFS sugar transporter. Gene Ontology annotation, biological process: transmembrane transport. The record is from RefSeq and is a predicted model, not a curated record. The transcript has 2 exons. Gene Ontology annotation, molecular function: myo-inositol:proton symporter activity. Gene Ontology annotation, cellular component: membrane. The coding region runs from base 1 to 1665 and encodes 554 amino acids. NCBI's taxonomy places the organism in Eukaryota, Fungi, Ascomycota, Eurotiomycetes, Eurotiales, Aspergillaceae.
AUGUCGGAGCUCAAGGACGCCGAGGUGCCUUUCGACUCUCACAAGGAGGGCGGUGCGUACGAGAUCGAUGAUGUCCAAGAGUCAAAGUCCGAAAACCGCAUGACCGAGGCGGCGAUGGAUGCCGAGCUGCAAGUGCUGGAGGAGCAAUUGCCGAAUGUGCGCAAGUCGCGAUUCGAGCUCUCUUUCGAAAAUCCCAGAAUGUGGACCUAUCUCUUGGUUGCUUUUGCUUCUAUGGGUGGUCUGCUCUCAGGGUUGGAUCAGUCCUUGAUCAGUGGAGCCAACCUCUAUCUCCCCAAGGAUCUGCAUUUGUCCGAUUCUCUGAACAGUUUGGUGAACGCCGGUAUGCCUCUUGGUGCCGUUGGUGGUGCUCUCCUGCUGUCCCCUGCCAACGAAUAUCUUGGACGUCGCAUGGCCAUUAUUGUUUCUUGCAUUCUCUACACCAUCGGUGCUGCCCUCGAGGCUGGCGCCAUCGACUUUGGUAUGAUCUUCGCGGGUCGGUUCAUCCUCGGUAUGGGUGUCGGUCUCGAGGGUGGUACUGUCCCCGUCUACGUCGCCGAGUCUGUCCCUCGCCGUGUCCGUGGUAACCUUGUCUCGCUUUACCAGCUCAACAUUGCUCUGGGUGAAGUUCUGGGAUAUGCUGUUGCUGCUAUGUUUGUCUCGGUCCCCGGUAACUGGCGAUACAUUCUGGGCUCAUCCCUUAUCUUCUCUACCAUCUUGCUCGUGGGCAUGUUGUUUAUGCCUGAGAGUCCCCGAUACCUGAUGCACAAGGAGAGGGAGGUUGAAGCUUAUGCUGUGUGGAAGAAGAUCCGCGGGUUCAAUGACUUUGAGGCCAAGGAGGAGUUCCUGGGAAUGCGUCAAGCUGUCACCGCAGAGGCGGAGGAGCAGAAACAGACUAAGAAGUACCCCUGGAUGGACUUCUUCACCGACCCUCGUGCACGCCGUGCUAUCAUCUACGCCAACAUCAUGAUUGUGCUCGGUCAACUGACCGGUGUGAACGCCAUCAUGUACUACAUGUCUACCUUGAUGAAGAACAUUGGCUUCGACGACAAGAAGUCAGUCUUCAUGUCUCUCGUCGGUGGCGGUGCUCUAUUGAUCGGCACUAUUCCUGCCUGUCUGUAUAUGGAGCGCUUCGGUCGCCGGUACUGGGCCAACGUGAUGCUGCCUGGCUUCUUCAUUGGAUUGGUUCUCGUCGGCGCCGGCUACACCAUCGACUACAACAAGUACCCCGCUGCCGCCGAGGGUGUCUAUCUGACCGGUAUCAUCUUGUACAUGGGCUUCUUUGGCUCCUACGCUUGCUUGACCUGGGUCAUUCCCUCUGAAGUCUUCCCUACCUACCUUCGAUCCUACGGUAUGACCACCGCCGACGCCAACUUGUUCCUCAUGUCCUUCAUUGUCACCUACAACUUCUCCCGCAUGAUGGAUGCAAUGACCCGUAUUGGUCUCACUCUGGGUUUCUACGGUGGUAUUGCCGUGAUCGGCUGGUUCUACCAGGUCAUCUUCAUGCCUGAGACCAAGAACAAGUCUCUCGAGGAGAUCGAUGAGCUCUUUUCCAAGCCCACUUCUGUCAUUGUCAAGCAGAACCUCAAGCAGACUUCCGAGAUUAUCAAGGAUCUCGCGCAUUUCCGCUUCCGCAAGGUCUUCUCCCCGGAGCCUUACGCCAAAUGA